Onychostoma macrolepis is the source of this 2463-nucleotide messenger RNA. RefSeq names its product mitochondrial ribosomal protein S24 (gene mrps24). The record is from RefSeq and is a predicted model, not a curated record. Gene Ontology annotation, cellular component: mitochondrion. Lineage: Eukaryota; Metazoa; Chordata; Actinopteri; Cypriniformes; Cyprinidae. The transcript is spliced from 4 exons. Bases 76 to 579 code for a protein of 167 amino acids. Gene Ontology annotation, biological process: translation.
AAUAAAAUGCAAUUCCAGUGCGGCAGGUGGCAGUAAUGCGCUCUUGACGGCUGACUGCCUUGUGCAAGCAAAAACAUGGCGACGUCCUUGGUCAGGCAGACAAAAUUGUUGUCGAUUGUGACCAGCCAGUUAAAUUCUGCGGCAUGUUUCAGGAGCAUUCACUGUACUGCAGCUUGUUUGAAGAACCGUGCAGCUCGUAUUCGAGUGGGUAAAGGAGACAAGGCUGUGACGUAUGAGCAGGCGUAUCAUCCUCAUCACAUCGGCCACAGGAAGGGCUGGCUCUCACAACACACCAGUAAUCUUCAGGGUGAAGAUGGAGCGGCGGAGCGUGUUGUGGAGGACGUCUUCAUCAGACGCUUCAUGUACGGCACGUUUCAAGGCUGUUUAGCGGAUGAGGUGGUGAUCAAACGCAGAGGAAACCUCCUGGUCAUCUGUGUUGUGAUGAUACAGAAACUCUUACCGUCGAAAUUCUACUUUCUCAUCGGUUACACAGAGGAACUGCUCUCCCAUUUCUACAAAUGUCCAGUUAAAAUCGAGAUGCAGACAGUAGAAGAAAAAGUAGUCUACAAAUAUCUCUAAGGCCAUGUGUUGUUGGUUUAGAAAAUUGUUAUUAAAAGAAAAAGCUUAAGAAAUUUCUCUGUAUGUUUUACACUGUCCAGCAAGUGUCAGUGAAGGCGUUUUAUUUAUUUGGAAAAUCAUUAGUAAAAAUAUUCUCAUGAUAGUAACGUGAAAGGGUCUUACACUGUGUUUAUUUUAAUAUUUCUUUAUUAUUUCAUGCCAGGGUUGGAAAUUCAUAGGGGUUUGGUGCAAAAAUGGCCACAAAAUGAGCAAAGAAUUCCCAUAAAAACUGCAUAGUUAUACUAACUAAAACGCCACAUUUUAAAAUGGUUUGAACACUGUCAGGUUUUACAAUAAAAUAUACAGGACAAAAAACUAAUUAGCCUGAACAGAUCUUCCCCGUAUAACCCUACAACCCUAAAUUUCUAUCCCAUAGUGCCACAAGUAAACAAAUAUAGAUUAAAAAAGAAAAAGGAUAUAGAUAGUUAGAUGAGGUCUAUAUAUUCUUUCCUGUUGUUAUACCCAAAUAAGAGGAAGCUGCCCCAGUGUUUUACAAACGGAUCUUGACGUUUCUUCAAGGGAAAUGUUUUUUUUUUUUCAAGAGGCACAUAAGAUGAUAUUUCUUUAAUCCACAUAGAUGUCAAAGGAGUUUCCAUAUCCUUCCACUUCCACAUACUACUGCCGUUUUUUAAAUUUGAAUAAAAUGAAAACUAAAAAACAUUAAAAUCACAUGAGCCAAUAUUUUAUGCACAAUAGAACAUAGAUAACAUAAAUGUUUAAACUGAGAAAUUUUACAAUUUUAUGCACAAAAUGAGCUCAUUUCAAAUUUGAUGCCUGCUACAGGUCUCAGAAUAGUUGUGACGGGGGCAUGUUUACCAUGGUGUAGCAUCUCCUCUACUUUUCAAAACAGUUUGAAGACGUCUGGACAUCGAGGUGAUGAGUUUCUGGAGUUUUGGUGUUGGAAUUUGGUCCCAUUCUUGCCUGAUACAGGUUUCCAGCUGCUGAAGAGAUUGUGGUCGUCUUUGAUGUAUUUUUUUCGUUUAAUGAUGUGCCAAAUGUUCUCUAUAGGUGAAAGAUCAGGGCCCGUAUUCAUGAAAAAUCUUAGCGCUAAGAGCUGCUCCUAGUAACAAUAUUCUAAGAAAAUUCUUAGAAAUGUGGGUGUUUCCUCUUAAAAUUAAAGAAAAGAUCCUAAUAAAGAAAAAAGUAAUUCAGAAAGCAUCUUAACCCUUAAAAGAGGUCUUAAGGUCCAAAAUUGUUAGGAGUACAAACGAGGACUUUUAAGAGGCUUCAGAGUUUCUUUAGCAGUGGAGAAAAUGGACUAAACAUGAAGAGGGAGAAGAGAUGUGUUGCACACAAUGCAUGACAGUGAGUUAAUAAGACGCUACACAUUAGAUGGUGCAGGGAUCAUGCUUGUGACCGAACUUAUUUGAGACAAGCUAACAUCUCCGACACCGCACAGAAAUGCCAUAGCACCAGAAAUGGACGUAAUCACUACAUUAACAUAUUUGCCAACUGGAAAAAUACAACUCUGCAGCAGCGGAGAUUUGGGUCUGUUACAGCACUUUCAGAACCUCAUUGUGUCGCUGUUCAUUUCCUAUAAAAUACGUUAAGUAUGACAGCAUGGUAAAUAAUAAAUAAAGAAUAUAUAUACAUAUAUAAUAUGCGUGUGUGAGAGAGAGAGAGAGAGAGAGUACGGUAAAACAGGAAAAAUGUUCAUGUUCACAUAUGGCUUCCUUUUUGCAUGAUGGUGGAUUGUGUUUACCAACAGUGGUUUCUCAAUAAAUCCCAGGAGAUAAAUAUUGAAUGACCCUGCAGUUUUUGUUGUUUUUCAUCACUCAAAAAGCAGUGAAUUAUGUAGUUUGCUUUUUUAUUUUCAACUUAUGUAUUUUAUAAAUUGACUUGACA